CGCCGCUGCUCCUCACCUCGCGGGCGGGGCCGAAGCCGCCAGUCCCCGCACACGCAGCCCGCGCCGGUGGAUGGGAGCGGCCUCGCAGGCGGCGGCAGCAGCACCACCAACAGCAGCAGGAGCGGCUCCUCGGAUGGAAUGACUCUUCAUUGUUGAAUGCAUCCUGCCUCUUUGCUAGUGUUUACCUGUGACAACGCCUUGUCUUUUGGGUUGAAGCCACUUUGUGGCAGACUGAAUUGUGUAUCACAGAAUUUCAAAGGUGCUUGACGCAGAGGAGACAGCUGGAUCACGUUAACCUGACAUCACAGCCACAAUGGUGCUGUCACAGAGGCAACGAGAUGAGCUAAAUCGAGCAAUAGCAGAUUAUCUUCGUUCUAAUGGCUAUGAAGAGGCAUACUCUGUUUUUAAAAAGGAAGCAGAGCUCGAUGUGAAUGAAGAAUUAGAUAAGAAAUAUGCUGGGCUCUUGGAAAAAAAAUGGACAUCAGUUAUAAGAUUACAAAAGAAAGUUAUGGAAUUAGAAUCCAAAUUAAAUGAAGCUAAAGAAGAAUUUACAUCAGGUGGGCCUCUUGGUCAGAAGCGAGAUCCUAAAGAAUGGAUUCCCCGUCCUCCAGAAAAAUACGCAUUAAGUGGGCACAGGAGUCCAGUCACAAGAGUAAUUUUCCAUCCAGUUUUCAGUGUUAUGGUCUCAGCUUCAGAGGAUGCCACAAUAAAGGUAUGGGAUUAUGAGACAGGUGAUUUUGAACGCACCCUGAAGGGCCACACAGAUUCUGUGCAGGAUAUUUCCUUCGACCAUAGUGGCAAGCUAUUGGCCUCUUGUUCUGCAGAUAUGACCAUUAAAUUAUGGGAUUUCCAGGGCUUUGAGUGCAUCAGAACCAUGCAUGGUCAUGAUCAUAAUGUUUCUUCAGUAGCCAUCAUGCCCAAUGGGGAUUAUAUAGUAUCUGCUUCAAGGGAUAAAACCAUCAAAAUGUGGGAAAUUCAAACAGGCUACUGUGUGAAGACUUUCACGGGGCAUCGAGAAUGGGUCCGCAUGGUACGGCCUAACCAGGAUGGCACGCUGAUUGCCAGCUGCUCUAAUGACCAGACUGUGCGUGUCUGGGUGGUAGCAACAAAGGAGUGCAAAGCUGAACUUAGAGAACAUGAGCAUGUAGUAGAGUGUAUUUCCUGGGCUCCUGAGAGCUCCUACUCCACCAUAUUGGAAGCUACAGGAUCUGAGAGUAAGAAGAGUGGUAAGCCUGGGCCUUUCCUGCUUUCCGGAUCCAGAGACAAGACCAUCAAGAUGUGGGACGUUAGUACUGGCAUGUGCCUUAUGACACUUGUGGGCCAUGAUAACUGGGUACGUGGUGUCCUGUUCCACUCUGGUGGUAAAUUUAUUUUGAGCUGUGCCGAUGACAAGACCUUACGUGUCUGGGACUACAAGAACAAAAGAUGCAUGAAGACUCUUAAUGCGCAUGAACAUUUUGUUACCUCGUUGGAUUUCCACAAGACAGCACCCUACGUGGUCACCGGCAGCGUAGAUCAAACAGUAAAAGUGUGGGAGUGCCGUUGAUUGAAUUUACAUCUGACCCCCCUCCCUUCCCUCUCCCUCUGGAUGCACUCGGAUACCAUGGUUACCCAUUGAGCUCUGUUUAAAAUAAAUAUUGUCCUUUCAUGUAAAUUAUUCUGGAUGUAGAUUGAGCUUAUUAAAUGUUACACACAAAGUAUUCAUGCAUGGUGAAUCCAAAUUGUAUACUGUAAAUUUACAUACGUUGUCUAGAAGUACCAUAGGUUAAAGAAUUUGGGCUGGCAUUGGUCACAUCAGACCUAAGAAGGCAGAAGCUGGUUGGUUGAAUUAGGGGCACUUAAACUGGUGACAGCAAAAUCUUUCUGUGCUGGGUAAGCGGAAUCCCUGACUCUGCUGUUGGUGGUGCCUGUUACCAAGUGACUCAUACGGGGUUCUUUUGCGGGGGGGAGGGUUCUGUCAGAAACACGUUUCUCUGUAACAUCACUUCAGUAUGCUUAAGAAAUCUAAGGAUACUAGAUUUAAAAAAAGCUGCAACUUAGAAUCUUAAAUGUAAUUAAUGGAAACAAAUAAAGUCUCUGGUUUUUUUUUUCCUGUCAUGGUAUUUGCCAAAUCAAUAGGAUAUAUUUUUAUUUUGGUUUCCUAUCAAGUUUUUAAAAAAGGAGAAAAAAGUUAGUACGUUGAUACUAACGAGCUGCAAUAUAGGAAGAGAACCUUGGUAUGAUGUGUGUAUUUUUUUUUCUCCAUUUGGUUGUCAGACUUCCUUGCAUUCUCACAUUUGAUGCUUCGCGCAAAACCUGUUGUAGGAGGCUGCCAGUCUUGCUCUUUCUUAGCUACCACUUGGAGCAGUUAGAUGUAAAUCUCCCAGUUGACUCCUGAGGAUUCAGCCAUGCUGUCUUUCUGUUGGCUUGGAUUAGGGUUUCAGCUUUGUGCAUGAAAAGCCAUCAUCUCUCCACCCCACCCCACCCCAAAAAACCUGCUAGAUGUUCAUUAAGUGGGACAAUUCUGCACCCCCCUCCUUUUCCAGUUAGUAACUUCUCAAAGCAGGUGAUCACAGAUUUCUGAACAUUUUGUGGAGAAUUUAGCAAGCUAACAAAAAAGAAAUCUCAUUACAGCAAAUGAAGAAGGGCUAUGUGCUGAUAGCUUGCAAGCUUCUAGAUAAUGUCACAACCACAUUUUGUUCCUUAAACACCCACAACCUACUCUUUUUGGGGAAAGGCAAGCUGCAGUAUCCUAUUUCAGUGCGGAAAAUUUGAAGAAAAGUCCUGAUUGUCCCCGGUGCCGAUCUUCUGAAGUAACAGAUGUACUGAUCCCAUUUAUCAGCAUUAUGGGUCAACUCCUGUUUUACACCAUAAAGUCCAAUCUUAACUAAUCAGGCAUAUCUUUUUUUUUUUUCAAAUCCACUUCAUAUUAAUGUAAGAAACUGCCCAUCAGAUGUAUUUUAACAGGCAAGGGUAUUUGCUUUUAUUUGUUCUAUGGCUUUUAACAAACAAAAAGCAAAAAAUGUGUCCCUUAAAAAAAAAGUAACGGAAACGCACGGUUGGAGGAUUGAAAUGCAUGUCAAGAGAAAGAAUGCUUGAUCUCACACAUUGGUUCACCCCACUGGUUUUUUUUUAUGCUGGGGGCAUCUGGGUUUCUUACCCAGGAACUAGAAGACCAAAGGCAGUUAGAGGGUAGAGGCUAGGCCGGGAUGUCCUCUGACUCUGGAGAGUCCAGUGGCAUUUUAUGGUCAGUAAAAACUUUCUGCUGGUGGACCUUGGAUAUUGGAGGUCUUCUACUUUAAAGUGAUGGCUCUUUUUGUUUUUUGAGCAUGUAACAGGACCUAACAGCUGAAAAGUAGUUCUUGGCCAGAUGUAGUGACUCUAAUGAUUUUUUUUUAAGUUAAAGUAAUUAUAUUUGCAUAAUCAAUGAAACAAGGGUACCUUACUAAUGGAGCUUACCACUGUUGUGUUUUUCUUCUACGGAAACAGCAAGCAGCAGUUGAGGCAAAAUAUUCUUUCUCCAAUUAGUCUGGGGAAAAAGAACUUGCUUCAAAGAAAUUGGAACUUGCAAAAUUGCCACUUAAUUGAUAGUCCAUCUCCAGUAAGCAGUGAAUUCUCAGGGAUGGUUGUGGGUUUAACUAGCAGUUAAAGCCACGUUUUAAACACAAAACUAAAUGGGAAAGAAAUUCACUGUUGAAGCAUUUGGCCAUUCAAAAACAGGCAAAGUGGCUGAAAAGCACCAGCUUUGUGUACAGACAGAUCUCUGUGUCUGUUCAGUUGCAAGCAGUUUUUCUCGGACCAUUCCAGAACUGCAUGAGCUGAGACCGUGCCUGGGAGAAGUCCUAGGUCCGUUUCUUCUCCCCUUUUUGGUUCUUUUGCUGAAAAAAGUGCAAACUUUUUUUUUUUUUUUAGUUUUUUUGGUGGUUGGAACACAAUCCAAAAACUUAAAUCUUGGAGCAACCUGCACUUUACAAUUUUUUGUUUUAAAAGCCGUCCUACUUUCGUGUGUGGUGUGACCAAUGAUGUGCCCAGAGCACUAAUAAUGAAAAAUUAAAAAAACAACAACACAAAAUACUAGUUGCUAGCAAGUUGUCAAGAGCUGUGGAGCACUGUAGUAUUUUGAAAGCUUUGGCGAUUGCUCCCCUGCCCCUGCCCCCCCACCCACCCCAAAUCCUUUCCCAGGUCUUUUCUGUCAGCCUUUCCUUCUGUUUGCCUCUUACCUUUAUGUCAGUUGAACAGUUGGUCAAAUCAUUCUUAAACGGCCUUUUCUCUUUCCCCUCUUCACCAUCACUCCACAGCCUGAUCCACGAAAGCUAUUUGAAUUGAUAAUAUUUUGCGUUGGGUUUCACACAUAGUUGUGGUUUGAAAAUCCUGAAAUAAGGUUUGGAAUGUGAAAUAGACCGAAUUUGAAAAGGAAAAAAAAUCCUCUAUGAUUUCACAGUUACGUUUUUUUUUUAAAGAUGCCCAGGGUACUAGCUACUGCAAAUCUCUGUUAAUGAUGGUGUAUAAAGUUAGAAAAAGUGGUUGGGGAGAAAAUGGGGUAAGGGUGAUAAAAAUGUUGAGCUGGAUUUAGCAAGUCACAACUGGAUGUUAAGUGAGCUCCCCAUCCUUUUUUCUCUGUCCCUGUAACUGCUUUCUUGUCCUAAGCACAUCCUUAGAAUUUUCCAAAGUUCUUUCUGGAGGUAAUUAGCAAAAUUGUCCAUGUUUUAGAAGUUUGAUCCUGACACUGACAAGAAGACAAAGAGUUUUUUUUUAAAAUCCAGUAAGAGCGAUGUAGAAAUGGCUAUUGGAGAACUUUGUUCCUCAACCCCCAGAAUGUAGGAGUUAACUGAAGAUAUUGACACAAUUAAAAUUUAAAAAAAUCAGUAAAGGAAUGUAUAUAAUACUGCUCUGUGUUUUACAGUAAGAUUUGUUGCUCUCAGACUGUGUAAAACAAAAUUUAUUCAUGUUUUCUGCAUAUUAAAACAAAAAUCUUAUUGUACCAAUUGGUAAACUAUUAAAUGAAUAUAAAACUAAA
Molecule: messenger RNA, 4996 nt
Organism: Candoia aspera
Lineage: Eukaryota; Metazoa; Chordata; Lepidosauria; Squamata; Candoiidae
Gene: PAFAH1B1
Product: platelet activating factor acetylhydrolase 1b regulatory subunit 1
Exons: 11
Coding region: 314-1546 (410 amino acids)
Biological process (GO): retrograde axonal transport; germ cell development; vesicle transport along microtubule
Cellular component (GO): microtubule associated complex; neuronal cell body; neuron projection
Molecular function (GO): dynein complex binding; microtubule plus-end binding
Source: RefSeq, a predicted model, not a curated record